Messenger RNA from Westerdykella ornata, 924 nucleotides. RefSeq names its product NAD(P)-binding protein. The coding region runs from base 1 to 924 and encodes 307 amino acids. The transcript is spliced from 3 exons. Lineage: Eukaryota; Fungi; Ascomycota; Dothideomycetes; Pleosporales; Sporormiaceae. The record is from RefSeq and is a predicted model, not a curated record.
AUGCGCAUAGCCGUCGCUGGCACCUGCGGCUUAGCUCUUACCAUCGCCCGGGAAAUCCACAGCCAAACUAGUCAUCAGCUCAUCAUACUAUCUAGGAGUCAUCAGCCCGGUUUGGCUUCUCAAGGCUACCAAUGUCAGGUUGUCGACUACACGAGCACAGCCUCAUUGCAACACGCCUUGAUGGGCGUAGACACCGUCAUCUCUACCGUCACAGGCAAUGCCCAACUCAGACUGAUCGAAGCUGCCGUGGCAUGUCGUGUAAGAAGAUUUGCUCCUGCCGAGUUUGAAGGUCGACCAAGCCUGAGGUCACCGAACGACGCUCUCGAUCGAGGCAGAGCCUUGGCGCUUGCCCAUCUUCAGCACUAUCAGAGCUACAUACAGUCGACCGUGUUCGUCUGUGGGAUCCUAUACGAAAGGUUCUCCGUCAACGGGAUGCGGGCGCAUCGCAUAGGAGUAAGUACGGGGUACGGCAACGAGGGGGACUAUAUCGUGGAUGCAAGGCGCAUGAUGGCCGAUGCUCCUGUCUACGACGCGGCGAAUAACCUGGCAUAUGUCUGCCUCACUUCGGCAUAUGAUGUGGGCAGGUUCGUAGUGCGCGCACUGGACAUGGUACAGUGGCCUGCAGAAAUGUCCAUGUGUGGGGAGAGAAUGAGUGUCAACGCACUCGUGGAAGCCAUCAAGAUAUACAGGGGACGGCCGUACACCAAUAUCCAUUACCAGAACCCCGAUACCCUCCGCUACCAGCUAUCCGUGGCGGAAAUGACAGGCGACAUCGCAAAACAACGGCGUCUCCUCGCCCUCAUCGCUACUGCCGAAGGGCGCUAUGAUUUCUCGACACCGGCCUAUCUGAACGCAUUGUUUCCGGAUAUCAGACCAAUCAAGUUUCGGGAUUGGUUCGUGCGAAAUUGGGCUUCUGUUCCCUGA